GGCGAGCCUCUCGCGGAAGUGGACGCACAGUGAGCGGAGUGGUCAGCAGCAGCCUGCACUCACCUGGUCAAUCUUCUACCACCAUGUUGUUCAGCGUGGGGUUAGUGUGUGUCGCUCUGGUCGUGUUUAUUUAUAAAUAUGUCUUCGGCAGCUCCGGGCCCAAUCCCUUUGAGACGGACACUCGUGAACCUCUGAAGAAGAUGGUUCAUGACAUGAAGGAAAAAAAUAAAGUUCUGAAGCAAGGUUUCCUGGCCAGUAAAGUACCUUCAGACUUAGAUGCUGUUAUCAUUGGCAGUGGGAUUGGCGGGCUUGGACUUGCUGUUUUGCUGGCCAAAGUUGGCAAGAAAGUCCUGGUCCUGGAGCAGCAUGACCGGGCUGGAGGCUGCUGCCACACGUUCACUGAGAAGGGCUUUGAGUUUGAUGUUGGAAUCCACUACAUCGGGGAGCUCCUGGACCACAAGCCAUUCCGCUGCAUGCUAGACAGCAUGACUAACGGACAGCUGCAGUGGGAGCCUCUGGCGAAUCCGUUUGACCAGGUAGUGAUUGGACCUCCGGAAAACCGCCGUCAAUACCCGAUCUACAGCGGCAGGACUCGCUUCCCUGAGGAGCUGAAGAAGUGCUUCCCUGGGGAGGAGAAGGCCAUCGACGAGUACCUGAGGCUGGUCAAGAAAGUCGGCCGGGGCAUUUGGUUUGUGGCUGUCCUGAAGCUCUGCCCCGCUCCCUUGGCUAAGUUCCUAGUCUACACCGGCCUGAUCAGACGUCUGUCCACCUUCUUUGAAAUGGCGCCCCGCAGCCUCACCGAAGUGGUCAACGGACUGACUGAGAACCAAGACCUCAGGGCUGUUUUUGCCUACAUCUUCGGCACCUAUGGCAACAUGCCAAAAGAAGCCAGCUUUGCUAUGCACAGCCUGCUGACCACUCACUACCUGAACGGCGCCUGGUACCCAAAAGGCGGAGCCAGUGAAAUUGCCUACCACAUGAUCCCAAUUAUUGAGAGCGCCGGUGGAGCUGUUCUGGUUCGAGCCCCUGUCAACCGCAUCCUGUUCAAUGAGGCCAACGAAGCUUAUGGUGUCAGCGUCAUGAAAGGUCAGGAGGAAGUUCACAUCCGGGCCCCCAUGGUCAUCUCUAACGCCGGCAUCUUCAACACCUACCAGAAACUGCUGCCCAAAGAGCUGCAGGCCAAGCCAGCCAUCCAGAAGCAGCUGAGCAUGAUGAAGAACGGGGAAGGCGGCCUGAGUGUUUUCGUGGGUCUGAAUGGAACCAAAGAAGAGCUGGGCCUGGAAGCAGACAACUACUGGAUCUUUACUGAGAACAACUUUGACGAGAUAGUGGAGGAAUACUUGAAGGGAACGAGAGAAGAAUCUGCUAAAAAGAUCCCUCUGCUGUUCGUCGCCUCUCCUUCAGCGAAAGACCCAACCUGGGAGGAGAAGUCACCAGGAAAGUCCACCCUGAGUCUGGUCAGUUUUGCCAACUAUUCGUGGUUUGAAGAAUGGAAGGACGCAAAAGUGACAAACAGAGCGGAGGACUACAAAGAGCUGAAACAAACUUUCAUCGACACGGCCGUGGAUGUUGUCUUGGAUAUCUUCCCCAAGAUAACAAGAGACAAGAUCGAGUACAUUGACGCUGGAACCCCCAUCACUAACACGUACUACAUCGGCGCACCCAAAGGUGAAAUCUACGGGGCGGAUCACGGCAUCGGCCGCUUUGACCCUGAACUCUGCAUGUCAUUAAGACCCCAGACUCCCCUGAAGAACCUCUACCUCACAGGUCAGGAUGUGUUUUUGUGUGGCUUUGCCGGAGCUCUUGCCGGAGCUCUCACCUGCGGCUCUGUCAUCCUGAACCGCAACCUUCACCUGGAUGCCAUCGCCUUGGCAAAGAAAAUCAGAUUCAUCAAUGCCAAACUGAAGGAACAGUAAAUACCUGACCGCACUUUGCAGAGUGACCAUGUACUGUAAUUUAUCCGUAAACAAGCUUUCAUCUAACAAAAAAUCCUGUGUGCAAAGACUUCCAGAUUUCACUUAACAGAAGUAUUGUCGCUAAAAACAAGCAAUAAUUUGUUUUCUAAACCAACUCAUCCGCUGCACUGAAGGGACACUUUGAAAAUAUGGAUAUGUACAAACGUUUCUGUUUAAACACUAAGGAUUUGAAACAGUUGUUAAAGUAAGACAUAGCACUUCACAUGACUGAGUCAGAAGCUUUCAGCUUCAGCAGUUCCUCUCAUCAAAGCUACUUUACCUCUACUGUUGAUGCAGAUGGGUUUUUUAAACCAUUGAUGAUGUGGUAGUUUAUGCAAACUAUUAUUUUAUUUUAUUCUAAGAUGCCUUUGGAAUUCAGUGCCUGUGGUAUACUUGAUUUGCAGUUUGUAACGCAUUUACAAAGGGAGCUCCCUUUAAUAUUAAAGGGAUAUAAACAAUGA
Molecule: messenger RNA, 2416 nt
Organism: Notolabrus celidotus (New Zealand spotty)
Lineage: Eukaryota; Metazoa; Chordata; Actinopteri; Labriformes; Labridae
Gene: retsat
Product: retinol saturase (all-trans-retinol 13,14-reductase)
Exons: 11
Coding region: 84-1916 (610 amino acids)
Molecular function (GO): all-trans-retinol 13,14-reductase activity
Source: RefSeq, a predicted model, not a curated record